GGGUUCCCUGUGUGGAGCGGCACUAGCCCCGCCCACCUGGGUGCGCGUGCGCGGACGCUGUGGGGAGCCGUCGCAAUGGUCUCCACUGUUCUUCCCGUAUCACGGAUGGCUUUCGUCUGGAGAGCAACAAGAUUAUCUCUUCUGAAUCAUCCUUUGAGGAAAAUGAGUCACCAAGAAGGAAAGCCCGAGCCUGCGAAGCCAGCCCUCAAGAAGUCAAAGGUGCCAGUCGGUCGUUUUGACGCACCGGAGGAUUCACCAGAGGAGAGAGACCCACUGCAGAAGUUUCCAGAUGAUGUAAAUCCAGUUACCAAAGAAAAAGGUGGACCCCGGGGCCCAGAGCCUACACGCUAUGGAGACUGGGAACGGAAAGGACGCUGUAUUGACUUUUAAGUCACACAACCUCACAAUUGCAGAAUCAUUUCCUCAACUAUUUGUGUAAAAACUACUUUGUGUCGUUUUCUUUCUGCGUAUCCUUUAAGUGUGUAAUUUCCAUCGUAUGACUUAAAAUGCAUGUGGUAGCUUUGAGGAGCAAAUGCUGCUAUUGAUCAGGCAAAUGCUGCUAUUGAUCAGGGACGUGGAGACACUUCCAUUAGCAUGUUAACUUCAACUUAAGUGUGUCUGGGCAGAGAGCCUGUGAUGAGAGCUGCAAGCCUUUGCCAUGAUCUUUUUAAAAUUUAUUUAAUCAGUUGCUUAUAAAGUACACAUGUAAAUAAAUACCUUUUGGAGAUUUUUCUUUAGAUUUAUUAUUUUAUUUUUAUAAGUAUGAGUGUUUUUUUUUUUCUUUCAGUGUAUAAAUAUGUGCUUGGAGCCCAUGAAGGCCAGUAGAGGGCAUCCUACCCCCAUGGAACUGGGGUUGUGGGUGGUUGUGAGCCACCCUGGUUGGUGGGAACUGAACCCAGGACCUCUGCAAGAGCAACAGGAGUCAGAACCUCUGUGCCAUCCCUUCCACCCCCAGGAGCUGGUACUGUUCUUUUUAACUAUGUUUACAUAGGUAUGUCUGUGUGCACACACAUGUGAGUGCAGUUGCCCUCACAGGCUGGAAGAGGGUGUCAGAUUUUUCUGGGGCUGGAGUAAUGGGCUGAUUAUGAGCCUCAAGCCCUGGGUUGCCAGGAGCCAAGCUCAAGUCCUCCGGAAAGCUGUUCUCUUUCUUAACCACAGAGCUGUCGUCCCAGCCCCAGUAAAGUGGCUUUUACACAAUCGUUGCUAUGACUAGGUGUGCUGGUUAGUUUGGGUCGAGUUUUCGUAAGCUAGAGUCAUCUUGGAAGAGGGAACCUCAGUUAAUCAAAUGCUAUCAGACUGGCCUGUAGGCAAGUCUAUGGAGCUCUUUCUUGAUUGAUGACUGAUACGGGAGGGCCCAGCCUACUGUGGGCAGUGCCACCACUGGCCAGGUAUGCAAAAGCAAGUUGAACUAGCCACAGGGAGCAAGCCACUAAACAGCUUUCCUCUGCUUCAGUUCCUGCCUCUAGGAACUGCUUUUACUUCUGUCUUGAUUUCCCUUCUCCAUGGACUUUUACAUCUGUGUAAUCUGUGAGGUGGAAUAAACCCUUUCCU
Mastomys coucha (southern multimammate mouse) is the source of this 1551-nucleotide messenger RNA. It is a transcript of the gene Sdhaf4, whose product is annotated as succinate dehydrogenase complex assembly factor 4. Gene Ontology annotation, biological process: mitochondrial respiratory chain complex II assembly. Lineage: Eukaryota; Metazoa; Chordata; Mammalia; Rodentia; Muridae. The transcript has 3 exons. The coding region runs from base 76 to 390 and encodes 104 amino acids. The record is from RefSeq and is a predicted model, not a curated record. Gene Ontology annotation, cellular component: mitochondrion.